Rangifer tarandus platyrhynchus (Svalbard reindeer) is the source of this 783-nucleotide messenger RNA. NCBI's taxonomy places the organism in Eukaryota, Metazoa, Chordata, Mammalia, Artiodactyla, Cervidae. The record is from the annotation of a GenBank genome assembly.
AUGAGAACUGGACCGAGCCGCAGCCUCCGCUCCUCGCGUCGCGGCGCCGGGCAGAGAGGUGCAUUGUGGAGGCGGAGCGCGCGGGGCAGGGACCGCGCGGCCGGAGCUGUCCGAGGUGCUGAGCGCCCGACCCGCGCCCAGCGCGCCCUGCACCGGCCCCCAAGCCGUGGCCUGCCCCCCACCUUCCGCCUGCCCGUCUGUCUCUCCUUACCUUGGGGCGCGGCGGCUGGAGGAAAUCAUGGUGUUCGCUCCAGGUACACCGGCACCUUGCUUUUCCACCAGUGGCAGAGGGACCAGGUACCUCCUGAGGGGGAGAAGUGUGUGCCGCCCGGGGAGUGGGACAGAGGGCGGAGGGACGCGUACUCCUUAAAGAAUUGGACCUGGUACCGAGGCUGCCACUGCGGCGCCGCCGGCGGUUGCAGUGUGUUUUUGGAGCUGGCGGUGAAGGACUUCUGUGCUUUUGCUGCUGUCUGUCGCUCCGAGGAGGCAGGAGUGAGUGUCUGUCAGUUCGGACACUCGGGACAGGCAGUGGCUCCGAGAAAAGCCCCGGAGCCCUUCUGCUGUCUGUCCCAAAUAACUCAAGGAGAGAAGCCUGGAAGUGAGCCUGAAGAGGCAAAGCUGCAGACCGCCAGCAGACAGAUCGUGCAGAACGCCAUCCUGCGGGCCGUGCAGCAGGUCUCCCGGGAGAGCCAGAGCCGGAGGAGGGACGCCAGGGCCGGCGACACCGCCCGGGGCAGCCUCCGGCCGGGCGCAGGGGAAGCAGCCAAGAAGCACGCGCAGUAA